Messenger RNA from Schistosoma haematobium, 9552 nucleotides. RefSeq names its product Protein Smaug 2, variant 2. Bases 3825 to 5762 code for a protein of 645 amino acids. Gene Ontology annotation, cellular component: P-body. The transcript is spliced from 8 exons. Gene Ontology annotation, molecular function: protein binding; mRNA binding; translation repressor activity. The record is from RefSeq and is a predicted model, not a curated record. Gene Ontology annotation, biological process: negative regulation of translation; regulation of mRNA stability; nuclear-transcribed mRNA poly(A) tail shortening. Lineage: Eukaryota; Metazoa; Platyhelminthes; Trematoda; Strigeidida; Schistosomatidae.
GCUCCGUUCUUCAAAAGGCCUUACUGCCAGAGACGAAAAUCCGUGAGGUAAGGUGAGGUGUGACAUUUUUAGGGUCGACCUUUUCUAACCACACCCCUCCUUGUGGGAAGGUAGCACCGCUGCAGAUGCUGGUUGUCCGAGGGAAACACCUUACUGCUGUCACACCUCUGUACAGUCAGCAGUACGACUUCGCCCUCAGACCUUGAGUUGCUGCUUUUAGUCUUACCGUUCUCCAACCGACCUGCCUGGCAUGGUAGAACCUACAGGAACAUAUGUUCCAGCCAAUAUAGCUCGGUUGGGUCAUCACGAUCGGCAAGCUCGACCUUCGCGUCAAGGUAGCAGCUUCAGUCGGGAAGGAUAGGGAUACACGUCGUUGCUUUUUCGUCAUUUCUGCCUACGCUCCCACUGACUGCAGUCUGAAUGGAAUGAAAGAUGACUUUAACAGAAAGCUUUCUGAACUUCUUCAUAAAAUUAAAUGCUCAGGUAUAAUACUCGUAGCAGCUGACUUUAAUGUUCAGGUAGGUAGCUUAAACCAAACAGAAAGACACUUAGGUGGAUAUUUUAGCAUUCCGGCUCAGUGAACAGAUAAUGGUGAUCGUCUUCUGCAACUGUGCUUAGACAAUCAUACAUUUUUUAGCAAGCAAUAAUUUUAGGCGUAGGUAGAGAUAUCGUCUAACAUGGUGACCCCCUGCACCAAACCAACGAUGGACUCAAAUAGACCAUAUUGCCAUCAGUCAACGUUGGAGAGGCUCAAUGGAAGACUGCUGCUCGUUCUGGAAUACAUGUUUAAACUUAGACCGAUGAAUAUAUGUGCCUGAUCCUACUGUGUAGCCGACUAACUGACUGAAAAAUUUAUCAACCAGACGGAUAGUGUUUGGGACUUCUUUUCUUCCUAUUGUUUGUCUCCGCACGGUCGUCUAUUUCCGGUCACUCAGAACAGCCACAUCGAGACCAUUUAGAACUGUGACAGUUUUAUCCGUGUCUUCGAGUACCACUUUAGAAUCACGACCUCGAAUAUUCAGUUACAUUUCACUGUUUAUUUUUUCACGGGAGAUUUUCCUUUUCCAUAAUUCGCAGUCAAGUGUUUGACUCGAACAGCAAAUAUACGAAGCCAAUGAGAGUUAAGCUUCGAGAAUCUAUUGUAUGCGGUGGGACUUAAACUGAUACAUAUCUUGUGGAACUGGUUUUACACAUUACAUUGCAUUCGUUUCUCCACAGGUAAGAAACAAUUUGGCUGUCCCUGUUUAUAAGUACAGCCGACCAUUGUAAACGGAUUGCAAGAGUGAAACAUUCAAUGAAAAUACACAAUGUAAUCAAUAGUGUGAGGAUAAAUUAAAAAUGAGUACUACAAAACGGAUUUGAAUAAGAUUUCCAACGUUAACCGAAAUAAUUCAUGUUAAAGCAGACCAAGUAUUCUUUAUAUGCAAUAAACGCACAAAGCAAAGUCAAUUCACGACAAGUACGAAAUCAUUACCCCUUUUUAAAAAGCAUUGUCAUUAUUGGUGACUAAUAGAGAGUUUCUUUCCCUUCUGAAUAUCUGUUAAAUUCAUACUCAUGGUCCUUUAAUAAGGUCUCAACAAUAUUGUCAUAUGUAGUUAACUUCCAAAAUAAAUAUGGUGUUUUACUGCUGUCACUUGUCCUGUUGUAUCUUCUCUUUUUAUUGAACUAAUGAAUUUUCUCCGAAUCAAUAAACGUCCCAACACAAUUAAUUUGUGUGAUCAUUUGAUCAAAAUUAUCUGCAUAUUACAAAAUAUGUUGCACUUUCUCCUCCAGACCACCUAAAGAAACUUCGCGCUACAUCGGCUUCGACGAAUGAACUACUAGACAUUUUGAAAAACCUUACAUCUUUAUCGGGUCUACAAUACAAUAAUGAAGCCUAUCGAUUUGUUGGUCAUGAUUCUGCGCCAGUCAAGCCGGAAAUGGAUAUAUUUAAUUCCAAUACCCGUACUAAGAAUAUGUUCGGCGAUUCACUUCCAGAUGCUGAUGUGAUUUCAAAUAAUUUUCAGUCCAUUAAAAGACAGUACCUAGAACUGGUCAGCAAUAAAUUUGUAUCUUCACUUGCUACUGAUUGUGAUUCAAUAAUUAAAGGAGUUGAUAGUAAUCAUGUUCCUUUGCGUGAAGCGGCAGUACAGACGUCGAUUGGUCAACUUUUUAUCGCAACAAUCCUUCACACAUCCUUUAACGAAGAUGACCGCAAAUGGUUACUGUCAUCUAUUCGAAACAAAUACAAGGGAUUAUCUAAAGAAACCAGUACAUUAGUAAAACAGGGUCCUACGGAUGAUGGGCUUUGUUCAAAAUUGUUUGACUGUCUGAUCGAUCUUGGUUUGGAUCUUUCCUGUGCUUUACAACGUAUAACAUCAGUGAUAAUUUUUUCAGGUUAACAAGUUAAGCGUUGAUGAGCUCACCACGUCGGGUGCUAAAACGUCUUGAUACGAUAGACAAUCAAACUCCAAUUGAUAGGAGAGUGAACGACUUCCAAUCGCUUACAACAUCUUUUUACGUUCAUUUCGUAUUACUUUUUCGUACAUAAGUAUAUUAUCUCAUUGCAUCGAAAAACCUGUUCUCCUGGAGUCUAUGCCAAGAAAACGUCUAUACAAGCUUGAAUUUUUCAGUUUAGUUAGCGGGCUGGGGAGAGGAUGGAAACGGUCUCAUUCAGUGUCGGAGUUGCAAAUUACUCACUUAUUACAGAAACAUUGGUUUUUGUCAACGUGCGUCACUUGUCACAUAGUCGAGAUAUCCGUCUUUCAACGAAAGGGUGAGUUUACUGCGCAGCAGUUCGCACCGUCCUACAUUAUGGAUUUGAAAUAUGUUCAUUCAGAAUAGAGGGUAUUCAUGAGCUUCUGCUAUUGGAUCAUAGGUGUUUACCAAGUAUUGCUCUUGUAUUUGGGGACCAUGGAGUAAGCUACGUUUGGGUUAGGGAUAAACUACUAGAUACAGGUGGGAAAUCGAUUUAUGAGGUGGUAAGUCAUCCACUGAGAUAGUUGGAACAUGUUCUACGUAUCUCCAACCAGCGCCUACCUUGGUGGGUGAUAUUUUCUGGUGUAGGAGUACACUGGAAGAAAGGUGGGGGCGGCCAAACCAAACACACGGCACUAGUCCAAAAAGUUAAUAACCAUUGGACUGAACUAUGUUAAAAGAUGUAGACUACUUGGUUGGGGUCUACAUGAUUAUCUUAACCAACGGUUAGGGACUUUGAAUGGCAUGGAUCAAAAUCGUUUGUAAUGGCACAAAUUCACUCAUUCAUUGUCUUCUCACAAACUCUGAGCUUCUGAAUUCCUCAUAGCGUCUUUGUAUUUUCAUUCCACUAAAUUAUAUUUUCUUGAAUCGUAUCUCCGAUGCCUGAUCUUUCCUAUUACCACUGAUACUGUUAAUAUCUCUACUAUUCUGGGACUCGAGCUGACGAUUUCAUCUUGGUGUUAGUUAGGGUAUGGCAUUUUGAACCAAUGUACAUUCGUUUAGGUCCUACGUUGUGACUAACUGACUGCAGAAACAUAUCACUUUUAUUAUCAAAUAUUGUAGCUUCAAGAACAAACAUACCUAUAAUCCUUAUUCUUACACAAAAAUUUUCUAUAUUGUCCAAUUCAUUGUUGUUCGCUCGACAUAGUUAUGCUUUAAUCAGGCUGAAAUAAUCAGUCAAUAACAAGUUAUUUUGUCAACAUUAUUAUCAAUCUAAUGGAAUAUUCGCAUUCACGAUCGUUUCUUUAUUGUCUUAAUAAUUCAUUCUUCACUUUUACCUCAAUUUUUCAGAUUCGUCAUCACAUUCAUUGACUUCUUCCGGGUUCUUAUCAGGUUGUGGUGGUUCAGAUAGUCAAUACGAUCUACUCAUGGAGGCUUCUAAUUCUGGAUCACACUCAGGCAAUCAUAACAAUGGUAUGAACACUACAAAAGCAAAUUAUGGUGCACUAUUAACCGUUCCGAAUGCUGAAGUUAAAUCUGGUUUAUCAAACAAUUUUUAUAGCAAUCAUCCCUACUGCCCUUAUCCACUAAGUACAUCAUCUCACUUUUCAUAUAGAAGAUUAUCUGACAUUCCUAGGGUAUCUAACUACCAUUCUUUACACUCUUCACAAUACCAUACUCAAAUAUCGUCAAAUAAUAAUGACCAAGAAAAUAAAACAUCGGAAAUUGCCGAUCUAGGUACAAAUCAGAACUUUUUUACAACCAAGGAUUUUAAUGAUUUGACAACAGUUAGUUCAUCUAGCCCUCUUACGUCCAUUCGAAACUCAAUCGCUGAUACAAAUUGCGGCAAGACUAAUGUAUCUUCAAAUGUUAUUCACCAACAAAGGGUAUCCACUUGCACACUAAGUGAUUCAAGCUCAAUCUCAUCCAGUAAUACAGACCUUGGUGUUUGUAUUCCUCACUCACCUACAUCAAUAUUUUUGACUUCCACAUCACCGGAACUUGUAAAAAGUCGUGAGAAUAUCGUUACGUAUACUAGCGAUUCUUCUCUUCAGUUUCCUACAGGAGCCAAUGGUCAAACUGUCUCUGAUAAUCGUGAAUCCCUGUCAAAUCAACGUUCCGAUUUCGUGAAUGAUCAUUAUCCAUCAUCACAAACCCAUCUUUGUCAACAGCUACAUGAUCAUUUUUCACCGAAUUUCCCUGAAGUCCAAGAUAAACCAUCUCAUUCUAUAAUUCCAAGGAAUUCGAAUAAGUUAAUAAAUUCUACUGACAUGGAACGUAAUACAUAUUGUGUCACCGAUGAGAAUAAUUUCUUAAAUCCAUCCUCUGGAAUGACAGCUGUCCCAUUCUGGCUAAAAAGCUUACGACUGCAUAAAUAUGCCAGUCUAUUCCAAAAUUUGUCAUAUGAGAAGAUGAUGAAUAUCACUGAUGACUGGUUGAAGGAGCAAAAUGUAACACAAGGAGCAAGAAAUAAGAUUCUAUUAAGUAUUGAGAAAUUAAAGCACAGAAAAUCUACUUUAUGUUUAAUAGAAAAAUGUCUUUCUGAUAUACGAUCGACAGAUCAACUAACACAAACCAUGUUACAUUCAUGUUUAACUGAAAUUAAACAUAUUCUAUUCACACCAAUUAAACCGUGUCACGAAACAAUCAAAUCACAUUCUUUGCAUUUAAAUCAAUUUAAUUGUUGCUCGUGCUCUUGUUCACCGACUGCAUCUUCAUCUUCUAUCUGUUCUUCAAUUCCUCGUGUUUCAAUGAAUUCAGAUACAUCAACGACAAAAAGUGCCAUCACAAUAACUGAUUCUACUUGUCCAAUAACUGUUUCACCUCCAAUAGUCAGUAUUAACACUGCUGUUUAUUAUACAAGAAAUGCACUUGUUGGAAAUAAUUAUAAUGACUGUGGUAACUGCAGUAGUAUAAAUUCUAUGAAUAAUAAAACAAAUGAUCCUAAUAUCUCUAAUUAUUACUGCUUUUGUCAUACUAACGCUUUGUAUGCUGAAAAUAAAUGUUAUCUUAAUGUAAAACAAUCACAGUCUACUAUGAUGAGUGAUAUUACCCAAGUAUUUAAUGAUAAUAAGUGUUGGUCUCCUUCUAUAACUAAUAUACUUCCAAAUGUUUCUUAUGAGAUUGAAGAGGAUGGUAAAAAUGGCAAAUUACACAGUUCAACACUAUCCUCAAAUUUCAACAAUGAAUUGAUUAGAUCGAAUCAAAAUGAAUGUGGUUACACUAGUGACGAAUGUGUUGAACAGAAAAGAAUUAACGAUGUUGACAACAUGGAUAAUGAUAAUAUACCUGGACAUAUUAUUGCAUGUCUUACAAAAGGUUGUUACUGUUUUUUUUGUCGCUUCAUUUCCAUAAUAGUAGUUUAAAUGUGUUAGCGUUUUUAUGGCAAGGUUGUUAUCUACGGGCUGGGUUUGCCCAACCCUCCUCCUUUACUCGGGCUUUGGACCGGCACUAACCCUAGAAGAGCUGCAGGCUACACACCAAAGAAAUACAGAUGAAGACAACCAGUGUAGUAACAGCCUCUGCAGCAGUAAGCCUCAAUAUACAUAAGGGAAAAAUCAAGAUCCUGAAAUACAACUCAGAGAACACUAACCCAAUCACACUCGAUAGAGAAAAUAUGGAAACUUCCACAUACCAUGGACAGCAUCACCGAUGAACAAGGAAGAUCUGAUGGAGAUGUGAAGUGAAGGAUUGGCAAAGCAAGGACGGCAAUCCUACAACUGGAGAACAUCUACGACUCAAAACAACUGUCUGUUGACCAACAUCAAAGUCUGAAUUUUCGAUGUAAACAUCAAGACGGUCCCAUUGUACGGAGCUGAAUCUUGGAGAACCACUACAACCAUCAUCAAAAUGGUACAGGUAUCUAUGAACAAUUGUCUAUACAAGGUACUUAGUGUUCAUUGGCCGGGUACCAUCAGCAACGGCAUAAUAUGGUAGAUAACGGAUCAGCUUCCAGCUGAAGUGGAAGGUAAGGAAAGACUUUGGAGGUGGAUAGGACAUACAUUACCGAAAUUAUCAGACUGCAUUAUGAGGCAGGCACUAACUUGGAGUCCUGAAAGCAAAAGGAAAAGUAGAAGACCAAAGAACAUUACGUCUGCAAUUGGAGGGUGAUAUCAAAAGAAUGAAUAGUAACUAGAACGGAUUGUCCAGGUUAGAGUUGGAUAGACAAUCCUUGUGGACACUCUUUGCUCCGCCUUGAGGAGUAACAGGUUAUGUUCCAGUCUAUUGGUCACAGCUUAUCCAAGUGUUAAUUUAUAUGAGGAGUUUCUACAAAUAUUGGAAAUUAUUCUAAAUCAUGUUGCUUUCACAGAACAACAAAAGAAACUUGUUUCGUUUUGGAAACAUCGUAUUAUUGUUGUAUAUGGUCAAUAUGUUACUCAUUCGUCUAAUUCAUCAAAGCCAAAAUCUGAUUUCCACUCUAAUAUUUAUCCUCGACAUAUCCCACUGGUAAAUCACCCAGACACUAGUCGCCUUCGUAAGUUACCAACUACUUUUGUUGGUCAAGAACAACGACUAGGUUCUCAUAUGGGCCAUAGAACUUUUCAUGCAAACACUCUCAUUCCUACUGUUUGUUUGCAUAAUACUCAGGACACUUCUUAUUUUACUCAAGAUGCCUCAGAUGCGGAUUAUGCUCGAAUAAAUAUGUCUUUAAAUAUCCCCUCAACCAUUGAAGCUUCACGACGACAUAGUGCUUCUGUUGGUGAUUCCCGAAAUUGCCUAGCUGUUGAGAGGCUAAACAACAGGCGUAGAAUGCCUAGUCCGAAUUCAUCAUGUUUUUCAGGAAGAGGUGGUAUGUCGGUGAAUCUUCCAUCAAAUAACUCGUCUUUUUCUCAUCACCUUCAAGCAUCUUCAGAUAUGGAAUUAUCUGGUUUCCCAUCACAGUUACCAAAACCACGCUUUCAUAGUCCAUCAAGAUUUGAUCCUUCAACUAGCGUAACUCCACGCAGAAAUUUAAUGCCCGUAGCGACAGCUCCUGUUACUAGAAUGCCUUCACCGUCAGAUGUUUGUCGUCAUGGUAUUUGUUAUAAUGAUUGGUUUUCUAAUAACAGAGGUGCAUUUCCAACGGCGCCUUCCCCAUCAAGUGUUUCACCAAUUUCGUUAUGUGAGGGAUCAUGCCCAGAAAAUGUAACUUCUGACACGCAGAUUAUACAGCAACUGCCUCGAACGCCAAACGUACCAACUUCAAUAUUACCAUACGAAAAUGCCUUUCACAAGACUUAUAGUUCAUGCUUAUGCACACCUACUAAUAAAGCAACCACACCUCAUACAUUGUUGCCUUUAAGUUCACCGAAUCAUUUAAAAAGCUUGCAUCAACAUAUUUUUCCUAAUUAUUGCGAAAAUUCUGGAAGUUUCCUAACUUCAAAUUAUCCAUCAAUCCCAUGUAUUCCUAAUCCUAUCGUAAUUGGAAAUGUUUAUCAUACAUUUGGUUCAUCAUUUGGAGAGAGUCCUUCACAAAGUGUUUGUCAUUCUAACUGUUCAACAACAAUAAGUUCAUCACAACAAACCGACUCAAAACUUCCUGGGAUUAGUUGUUGGUCGACUGAUCCCUAUUCACAUCAAAUUAAUCGAAGACAAACCGAAUAUCAUGAAAUGCCUCAAUGUAUGCAUAAUAUUUAUGAUUUAAAUAAUGAUAAUACCAAUGAUAAUAAUAGUAGUAAUAAUGAUUUGUUAGUGUUUGUGGAUAAUUAUAUCGCAACUGCAGAGAAUAACAUGAUCGGAGAUCCAUCAGAUUCGUCAAAUGAUCGAAUUAAUCGAGAUUUAGAUCUACUCACGCGUAAAGUAACGGAACAUGCUAUUGGAGGUAUGAAUUUCUCUUGUAUAUUUUUGUAAUGCUUUUUUUUCAAUCUUGUUCUAUGUUAUGAUUAAGUAUCUCCUAAGAUACACCGUUUAUUUUGUUAGUUUAAAAGACCAGAGUUAAAAUUAGUGCCAAACUGAUAAUAUAGUAUCUCUAUGAAAUCAUUGGAAUACCGUUGGAUAGGUAAUCCGUUUUUGAAUCACACUCACUGAAUAAUACCUUCCAUAGCUAAAUACACUUAUUGCUGAUAAGUGUCAACCAGUUUCGUCUACACAUUAAGUUUGUUAGUUUUUUAUUCGUUCAUUUAAUCAGAAAACGUUUUGCGUAUGUGUUAACCAAUUAUUGCUUAUGCCUGUUGCCCCUCGAGGAAGAGCAUAGCCGCCCACCAGCAUUCUCCAUCUAACUCUGCCCUGGACUAUCCUUUCCAGCUGCUAUUCAUUUUUUCAUGUAUACUUCCGAUUCCCGACGCAUUGUGUUCUCUGGCCUUCUUUUCCGCUUCCCUUCAGUAUUCCAUGCAAGAGGUUCUGGGCCUAAAGAAACACCAUCAUAAGGAGUGGAUCUCUAUAGAAACACUGGACAAGAUCAAAGAAAGGAAGAACAAGAAGGCAGCAAUAAACAACAGCCGAACACGAGCAGAGAAAGUCCAAGCACAAGCUGAAUACAUGGAAGCAAACAAGCAAGUGAAGAGGAGCAUUAGAGCCGACGGCAACGACGGCAGAAAAAGCUGUUAGAGAAGGAAAUAUGAAACAGCUUUACGAUACAACGAAGAAACUAUCAGGGAAAUACAGUAAACCAGAGAGACCGGUCAAAGACAAAGAAGGCAAGCCAAUCACUGAAAUUCAACAACAGCGGAACAGAUGGGUAGAAUACUUCGAGGAACUCCUGAAUAGGCUGGCUCCAAUGAAUCCAGUGGACAUCGAAGCAGCACACACAGAUCUUCCUAUAGAUGUCAACCCACCAACGACGGAAGAAAUCAGAAUGACCAUCAGACAAAUCAAGAGCGGGAAAGCAGCAGGACCCGACAACAUACCAGCUGAAGCACUGAAAUCAGACGUCGAAGUAACCACAAGCAUGCUUUACCUUCUAUUCAAAAAGAUUUGGGAGGGGGAACAAGUGCUGGUGGACUGGAAAGAAGAACACCUCGUCAAGAUUCCAAAGAAAGGAGAUCUGAGCAAAUGUGAAAACCACAGAGGCAUUACACUACUGUCAAUACCAGGGAAGGUCUUCAACAGAGUGUUGCUGAACCGGAUGAAGGAUGCAGUAGACGUCCAAAUUCGAGAUCAACAAGCUGGAUUCCGUGAGGAUCGAUCGUGCACAGACCAAAUUGUGACACUACGGAUCAUCGUCGAACAAUCAGUUGA